AACGGACGAAAUACUAUAAGCUUUGACAUUUGUACAUGUGCAAAGUUGAGUCAGCAAAAUAAUAUCAGUUUUAAAGACCAGACAAACCCGUCAAACGUCUUUCUCGUCUCGAUCCAUUAAUAUAACAAAGAGGAAGAGUAGUUUAUUUGGAUUUGGGUCAAGACUGUAGAUACAGAUCUUCCGCUUGAGCUCGUUCGCAAAAUGGAUAUCCAUGCUUCAAUUCACAGUCAAACAGAUUUUUCAGUUGGGUUUUCGAAGGAAGCGUUGGAGUUUAGUGCAGACAAGAAUGCUGUGUUUUCCCCGUUGAGCGUAUCAGUGGCAUUGAGCUUGGUUGCAGGUGGAGCAAAGGGUACAACUUUGGACCAGUUUUGCACUUGUCUCAAAUUCAAAGAUCCCCAUCAAUUGCACGAACUUUCUUCUCAGAUUAUCAAUGUAGUUCUUCCAGAUGGAAGUGCCAAUGGAGGUCCCUUUUUGUCCUUUGUAAAUGGGGUAUGGGUGGAUCAGUCCAUGACUUUAAAGCCCAGUUACAGAGAUCUUGUGAAGAAACAGUAUAACACAGAAGCUAGUUCGGUAGAUUUUAUCAAUAAGGCAAAUGAAGUUAGAGUGGUGGUGAAUAAAUGGGCGUCAGACGAGACCAAGGGCAAGAUAAACGAGUUGCUUCCAGCUGAUUCUAUAGAUAAAUCUACCAGGCUGAUUUUGGCAAAUGCCUUGUAUUUCAAGGGUGCAUGGCAGAAGCAAUUUGAUUCCUCGGCUACAAAGGAAGGCACUUUUAACUUGCUUAGUGGGGACAGCGUGCAAGUACCAAUGAUGACUUCUACAAAGAAACAAUAUAUUAAGACGUUUGGUAACUGCAAAAUUCUACGCCUUCCCUAUGUUCAGGGACAGGACACCCGGUCCUUUUCUAUGUACUUCAUCUUGCCUGAUGACAUCAAAGGCCUGCCUGAACUGGAGAAAAAAGUUGAUCUCAAUUUUCUUGAGAAUCAUCUAUCCAAAGGAUCUGAAGUGAAGGUAGGCGCUUUCAAGCUGCCUCGCUUCAAGAUAUCUUUCAGUGUUGAGGCAACUGAAAUCUUGAAAAAGAUGGGGUUGGAUUUGCCAUUUUCUAAUGUGGCAGAUUUUGCAGAAAUGGUGGAAUCAACUGCAGCUAAGUCUCUUAGCAUUUCAAAUGUUUUUCACCAGUCUUUUGUGGAGGUUAAUGAAGAGGGCACUGAAGCAGCAGCUGCUACUGCAGCCACUAUUCUCCUGAGGAGCAUACCAAUGGACCCUAUUGAGGACUUUGUUGCAGACCAUCCUUUCAUGUUUGUGAUCAAAGAAGAGCUAACCGGAGUUGUCCUGUUUGUCGGACACAUACUGAAUCCUUUGAACAGCUAAACUCAAUAGAAAUUUGCCAAGUUGUAAUUUUUGGGAGCAGAUUACAGAAGAUAUAAUAGGAAUUAUAGUAAUACUCAACAUAGCUAUUGAGAAAUAGCUUUGAUUAAAGUUAUUUUAUUGACUGGAUGCUAAUCCCAUAACCGAUCAUCACUGUUUUUAUCUGCUAUAUUUUGUGGCUUUUAGUAUGUACAAAACAUUGUGUUGUUUGGUCUUUCAGAUCUCGUUUCUUUUCCAACAAUACUAGUAGAAAGGUUAGUACUAUCUA
Messenger RNA from Cryptomeria japonica (Japanese cedar), 1633 nucleotides. RefSeq names its product serpin-ZX. NCBI's taxonomy places the organism in Eukaryota, Viridiplantae, Streptophyta, Pinopsida, Cupressales, Cupressaceae. Gene Ontology annotation, molecular function: serine-type endopeptidase inhibitor activity. The transcript is spliced from 2 exons. The record is from RefSeq and is a predicted model, not a curated record. Bases 202 to 1368 code for a protein of 388 amino acids.